CAGUGUCACCGGCAGCUUAGCUGUAAACGACGCAAGCUUCGACAAUAUGCGCACGAGGUGCAUUCGAUAAUGGAAUUAUGACCCUUACGAGCAGCCCGUGUGAGCUAGACAACAUGAGCUUGUUUCAAGACCUUAAGUUGAAAAGGAGAAAAGUCGACUCUCGAUGUAGUAGUGACGGGGAGAGUGUUGCGGAUACGUCGACCUCGUCACCCGAUGCCAAUAUGCCUGGUUCGCCGCUCAGCGUCAAGGUCAAAUCCGAAUACUUGCGGGGCAGUCCGAGUCCUGGCAGUCGAGAACCACCGCCAUCCAGUAAUAAUCCUGCCACCACGCCUCAACGGACGAAGCAGCAGCAGCAGCAGCAACAACAACAACAACAACAACAACAACAACAACAGCAACAACAACAACAACAACAACAACAACCACAACAACAACAGCAACCACAACAAAAACAACAACAACAGCAACAACAGCAACAACCACAGCAGCAGCAACAGGACAAUAAUACCUUGACGGAACGAGCGUCGCCAGACUCGGUUUUUCCCGAUCUUGUUGUCACGAGUGCCAGUGGUAAGAUGCAACUGAUCAAUGCUACUACACAAGUAGACGAGAAGCUGCAGCUACAGCAGAUUCAGGUGCACAAGCAGCAACAGCAAAUGUCACAACAACAUCAAAGAUCUUGUACGCCAGCACCAACUAGAUCAGCCCCUCCUUCUCCGGCGUCGUCCACGCCGAUGAAUUCGCAUGCGCACCAGGAGUCAACGGUGACGUCUCAACAGCACAGUUCGCCGGCGGUAGCCGACACUCGACCGGAAUUACCAUCGUCGGUUUCUGCUGGGAACGCGAAUAAUCUCGUCAGUUUGCAGUGCAAACAAGAAACUGGUGAUUCAGUAUUCGACGGUGGUGGAACGAGAGGCGAUCCCACGCCGACAUCUGCUAAUAAUUCCUCGAUCACUUCGACUCUGACUUCGAGUCAGAGCAGCAUCGUCUUCACCAACAGCAACGGCAUUCAGCAACCAAGGAACAGUCCAACGUUGCAAUACAGAGCCAGUCCUAGUCCCAAUGGUCACGUGCAUCAUCGAAGCUCCCCCCGACCGAGGCUCUCUCCACAUGGACCAAAUCAAAUUUUCAAUCAUCCCCAAUUUUGGGCUGGCAACAAUGUCACGAAUUUCGCCACUCAGAGGUUGAUCAACGGUGUCAUUAGCAAUGCCGUAAAUUUCGUGACGGGAAACGGUCAGCACUUGACAACUACCAAUCCUCAAAAUAAUGGCAAUGGAUCGACCAAUCCUAAUAACAGCGUUUGCUCUCUGAAUGAGAACAUGAAACCACCGGCGCAACGAGCGGCACCUGCGGCACCUCGACCAUCGCCUACGGUGAUAAUGGGCGAAGUCGGGGGCGUGAGAACGAUGAUAUGGUCAUCUCCAGCAACAGAACCAACGCUGCCGCCCCCUGUAGUAGCCACACCGAGCUGGCCAGCUUCGAGCUCGUCCACUUCCAAUGCUUCGUGCUCAUCCAACGAUCAGGAAUCGGCAGCCCAGCUGCUGCUAAAUCUCGGUCAAGAGGCACGAGGGAAACCACCGCUACCCUCGCCAUCGUCCCAAUCUAGUAAUAAUUCAUCCUUGUCAAACAACAAUCAAAACUCCAACAAUUCGGGCACGUCUAAUUACUCGCCUGGACCGCCUCUAAACAUGGAAAGGCUUUGGGCUGGUGAUAUGAGUCAACUUCCGGCUGCCCAGCAGAUCCAAGCCCUAAAUCUGACUGCCUCGGGUUCGCAACAGCAUAAUCAGCAAGUUGCGGGUGGCCAACAGUGGGCGAGAAACGGAGCGAUGGCAAGGAACGAUGGAUCUGUGUUGGCUGUCGGGAUACAACAACCGCAUCAGCCACCUCAAACGCCUCAAUCGGAUCACGACGAGGACGAAGCACCGAUGAUAUGUAUGAUUUGUGAUGACAGAGCAACAGGAUUGCAUUACGGAAUAAUAACUUGCGAAGGAUGCAAGGGUUUCUUUAAGAGGACGGUACAAAAUAGACGCGUCUACACUUGCGUAGCAGAUGGAGGCUGCGCCAUCACCAAGUCUCAAAGGAACAGGUGUCAGUAUUGUCGAUUCAAAAAGUGUAUAGAGCAGGGCAUGGUACUGCAGGCUGUCAGGGAAGACCGAAUGCCUGGAGGAAGGAAUUCUGGGGCCGUGUACAAGCUUUACAAAGUGAAAUACAAGAAGCACAAGAAAUCUCAGAAAGCUACUCAGGCCGCGGCAGCUCUUGGACCGUUGACUCCAAAUUCUGCCCCUGGUCACGUAGCCAAUGCUCUUCCAGUGAAUGGUACUGCAGCUGGAAGGCAUCAUCCUCAACAACAUAUGCCACAGCCGCAGCAGCAGCAGCAACAGCAGCCCCAGCAACAGCAGCAGCAGCCCAUACACAACCAGCAACAGCAUAAUCUACAACAACAACAUCAACAGCAAAUGCAACAACAGAUGCAACAACACCACCAAGCUCAACAGCUGCCAACGGCGGGCUUCGGCCAUCCACCCAGAGUCAGUUCAGGUGGCAGUGAAUCGGGACAACCGACGCCGAGUCAGCCUACAACGACUGGACAACCGACGACAACGGGACAUCCGGGUGUCACCCAUCUGGUGAAUGGAACGAUACUGAAAACUGCCCUUACCAAUCCCUCAGAAGUUUCGCAUUUACGCCAGAGGCUAGACAACGCCGUCAGCAGUUCACGAGAUCGAGCUUUUCCUUAUGACAAUACGAGCAUGAUUCAGGCUCUAAUAGAUUGUGACGAGUUUCAAGACAUCGCUACGUUACAGAACCUGGGCGAUCUACUGGACAACAAGAACCGCGAGCUGAGCGAGAAGCUCUGCCAAAUCGGUGACAGUAUCGUUUACAAACUCGUCGAGUGGACCAAGAGAUUACCGUUCUAUCUCGAGCUGCCGGUCCAAGUUCACACGAAGCUGCUCACGCACAAGUGGCACGAGCUACUGGUCCUGACGACCUCGGCUUACCAAGCGAUACACGGUCAGCCGCCCAAGGUCUUGAGUUCCGGUCACGACGACGACAAAUGUGAAUUCAUCAGCGAGGUCGCGGAUAACAUGUAUACGUUGCAAGCGUGUCUUUCACAAAUGAUGGGCUGGCCCAUAACGAUGGAACAACUGAAGCAAGACGUUGGCCUCAUGAUCGAGAGGAUAACUUGCGUCACAAGUACGUUUCGCAAAAUCAAGCUGCGAACCGAGGAGUACGUCUGUUUAAAAAUCAUCAUCUUGCUUCAUGAACCACGUUCCUUCUCCCGGCGAGAUACGGCUGACUUGGAGCAGAUACAAGUGCGCUAUAAAAACUGCUUGAAACACUUUGUCGAGAGCACCUAUCCCAAUCAGCAUAAUCGUUUUAACGAACUAAUGGGACGGAUGAGCGAAAUACAAGCGGCAGCGGGCUUACUGCUCGAGAGCAAAAUGUUUUACGUUCCUUUCCUCUUGAACUCAGUAACUCGAUGAUAAUAAGCUACAGCUAUCAUUGAAUUUCACCACAGCUCCGGCGAACUCACCAAAAACUUCGCGCGGCACCGAACGCCGAAUCAUGCGGUUAUACAAUGUAAAUAUUUAUAAAUAUUAUUAUAAUUACUAGAGUAUAAUAACUUAUACGUACAUUAUACAUAGUAGAUAGAUAAGGAUUUUUAAAUAGCCGAGUGAAUGGAAACGAUUAAUUGUGUAUUGUAUAAAAUUUAAGCAAAAGUGCAAAAGUGAAUGAAAGAUGAUAGAGCGAGUUGUGAAUCAAUUAAAUACGGCGCAAAAAUUAAGACAAACAAGCAAAAAAAUAACACACGAUCCAGUGGCAUGUAACGUCAACCAGGCGAAUCGUGAACACACGCGAAAAAAAUUGGCCCGAAUUAGACAAAUAUUCUGGUAUACAUUUUUGAC
Molecule: messenger RNA, 3908 nt
Organism: Trichogramma pretiosum
Lineage: Eukaryota; Metazoa; Arthropoda; Insecta; Hymenoptera; Trichogrammatidae
Gene: Hr4
Product: hormone receptor 4-like
Exons: 13
Coding region: 78-3485 (1135 amino acids)
Biological process (GO): regulation of DNA-templated transcription
Molecular function (GO): DNA-binding transcription factor activity; sequence-specific DNA binding; zinc ion binding
Source: RefSeq, a predicted model, not a curated record